Lachancea meyersii CBS 8951 is the source of this 621-nucleotide messenger RNA. NCBI's taxonomy places the organism in Eukaryota, Fungi, Ascomycota, Saccharomycetes, Saccharomycetales, Saccharomycetaceae. The record is from the annotation of a GenBank genome assembly.
AUGAGUUCGGAACGGAACCAAUCUCUCAAGUUUUGCACCGUGUGUGCAUCAAACAACAAUAGAUCCAUGGAGUCUCAUCGAAUUUUAAAAGAGGCGGGUUAUAACGUUUCAUCUUAUGGAACAGGGUCUGCCGUGAGGCUCCCUGGACUUUCAGAAGAUAAACCCAAUGUCUAUGCGUUUGGAACGCCCUAUAAUGAUAUAUACAAUGAUCUGAAAUCGCAAUCAGUAGAACGCUACAAAUCGAACGGACUGCUGGAAAUGCUGGAUAGAAACCGUAAACUAAAACGGGCACCCGAAAAAUGGCAAGAAGGCUUAAAGGUGUUCGAUUUUGUGAUCACAUGCGAGGAAAGGUGCUUUGACGCCGUUUGCGAGGAUCUUAUGAGUCGUGGUGGUCAACUUAACAAGAUCGUACAUGUCUUCAACAUCAACAUCCGAGACGACAAUGAAAACGCCAAAAUCGGUGGCAAGGCUAUUCUGAAACUUGCCGACACGCUCUCGCAGAAGGCUGCGGAGUCCGAAGACUCGGGCGAACCGUUCGAGGAUUGCAUUAUGGGAAUCGUCACCGAGUGGCAAGAACUGUAUCCCCACCUGCCGCUUUUGUAUUCACCUGGAUACUACUAG